AACCAAAUUCAGAUAUUUUAUCGAAACUAUAUAAUUGAAUAUGUAAAAAACCCUAAUGUUAAAAAAAUAUAAUUACAAUAAAUAAACGAUGGUAAUAAUUUACACAUGUAAAGUACCAUAUAUAAGGUUCUAAACUCAGCUUCUGAGUUCAGAUUCUACCCGAAGCUGUUGCCUUCUCUUCGUUGCCCGCCCACCAUGGCCACCAACCAUUCAAAGUCCGUCUUUGAUUUUACUGUCAAGGAUGCUAAAGGCGAUGAUGUGGAUCUUGCUACUUACAAGGGAAAAGUCUUGCUGAUUGUUAAUGUUGCUUCCAAAUGUGGCAUGACCAACUCAAAUUAUGUGGAGUUGAAUCAACUAUUCGAGAAAUACAAAGACAAAGGGCUGGAGAUUCUGGCAUUUCCAUGUAAUCAAUUUGGUGAGGAGGAACCCGGAAGCAAUGAUCAAAUUCAGGAGUUUGUCUGCACUCGCUUUAAAUCUGAAUUUCCCAUCUUUGAUAAGAUUGAAGUGAAUGGAGACAGUGCUUGUCCUUUGUAUAAGUUCUUAAAGUCAGGCAAGUGGGGAAUCUUUGGGGAUGAUAUUCAGUGGAACUUUGCCAAAUUCUUGAUUGACAAGGAUGGGCAAGUGGUAGAUCGCUAUUAUCCCACCACAUCUCCUCUUAGCCUUGAGCGAGACAUCCGUAAGUUAAUUGGUAUUGUCUGAAUGCAAGGAUUCAGUUGGGAAGAGAGGAUGUUGUGAAUGCCAAAGCACCUUUUCUUGACUUUAUUAUGUUCACUUUUGUGAAGUAUGAUGUUGUGCUUAAAGGUUUUGACUAAACUGAACAAGAUCUGCUCAUUGGCAUGGACAACAUUUACAUGAUGCCUGGUUUUAUUGGGAUUAUGAAAGAAUAAAUCUUAAACACAUAAUAAUAUGCCAA
Messenger RNA from Glycine soja, 913 nucleotides. RefSeq names its product probable glutathione peroxidase 8. The record is from RefSeq and is a predicted model, not a curated record. NCBI's taxonomy places the organism in Eukaryota, Viridiplantae, Streptophyta, Magnoliopsida, Fabales, Fabaceae. Gene Ontology annotation, molecular function: glutathione peroxidase activity. The transcript has 6 exons. Gene Ontology annotation, biological process: response to oxidative stress. The coding region runs from base 196 to 699 and encodes 167 amino acids.